AUUAAGACACUUCUUCUGUAGUUUGGUUAAGUUAGAUCACACUACUACAUGUUGUUUAUUGUGUUAUUUGUAUAGCACUAGCUUAUAUCAAAUAUUUAUUGACACACACCUGUCAGAGAUUCGUUGUAGGUAUGAAUAGAUUUAAAUAGCUUAAGAAACUGAGACACAAAAGAGCACAUUCAUUUAUUGAAAGGCAAAAAAGAGUUCUAAUGAGCUCUAAAAUAAUUUUUUGGUAUGACCACAUUUAUUCAUCAACACAGCCUGAACUCUUGCAAGUUUUCUUGUAAGUUUUAAGUUGUCUUCAGGAAUAGUUCUCCAGGCUUCUUGAAGGGCUAUUAAAGCUCUUCUUUGGAUGUUGACUGCCUUUUGUUUUGUUGUCUGUCAAGAUGAUCCCACACUGCUUUAGUAAGUUGAGGUUGAGGCUUUGGGAAGGCUAAUCCAUGACUGAUGGUGAUCCAUUAAAUGUUUUUUCUCUCCAGCUUUUCUCAUUAUUGCACUGUCAGUGUUUUGGGGUUCAUUGUCAUGUUGAAAAAGGCUCUUGCCAGUCAGGUGCUAUCCACAUACUAUUGGGCUGUGGAUCAUAAUAUGAAAUUAUUUUUCUGCAAUCAUAAUUCCAUUAAUUUUGAUAAAAUCUCCAACACUGCUGGAUGAAAUGCUGCUCCCACUCAUGACAAAGCUGUCACCGUGUUUUACAGAUGACUGUAGACGCUCACUGUUGUGUCUCUGUCCUAACUUUUAUACAUACUGUCAAUGAUUUGAGCCAAUAAUUUCAAAUUUGGAUUAAUCACUAUUUUAUUUGAAAGCCUGGAGAAUUAUUGCUUUUGACUAAAAAUAACACAAAAAAGCCUGGUUCCUUGGAAGCAAAAUGUAAAGAAAUGAAGACUUUUGCACAUUACUGUAUCGAUAUAACUGUAUUUCCUCCAGCUUCCUAAUAAGCCCAUGAAAGGAUGACCUGUUUGAAUUAUACUUGUACAAAUUCCUGAUAUCAGAUGUUUCAUCAUCAUGCACGUUUUCUGAGUAUUAAAAGGAAAAAAGAUAAAAACCCCACAUUUUAACACGUAUUUAAAUACAAAUACGCAUCCAACCCCAGCAUUUAAAUUAAUGCGGAAAGAAAUCAGACAUUUCAGGCCAGCUCGUGCGUCUGGACGGUGUUAUAUAUAAAGUGGAAAGCUGAGACAAUAAUACCAGCAAUACCCAAGAAAAAGACCUUAAAAAUAAAAGUUUAUUUUUAUCAAGAACUAACAGUUAGUCCAGAUUUGGGCCAGUGAAGAUUAUUGUGGCUACAGUGUAAGCAUCGGUGGAUAUUAAUUACAAUUGACUCUGUGCCACCCAACCAGCUGGCCACAAAUCUGGACCAACUCCAUAUGAUUACAAAGAGGCUUUUAUUUUUGAAGCCUCAGUCCGGAUACACAGAGCUCCACCGUGGGAUCUUGACUCCGGUGGACCAGGCUCCCGCCGGGCAGACAGCAGAGAAGGGUCAGUUAGUACCAGCACGACCACCGAGCAGCACUGAGUCUCUGACCUGAAACCUCCAUAAUGCAUGGGGGCAAGAGAGGGUUAGUGGCUCCGCAGAACACUUUCCUGGAGAAUAUAGUCCGGCGGUCCAGCGAAACAAGCUUCCUGUUGGGAAAUGCACAGAUCCUGGAGUGGCCAGUCGUUUACAGCAAUGAUGGAUUCUGCAAGCUGUCUGGAUACCACAGAGCAGAGGUGAUGCACAAGAGCAGCACAUGCAAUUUCAUGUAUGGUGAUCUGACUGAUAAAAAUACGAUAGAAAAAAUCAAACAAACAUUUGACAGCUAUGAGUCUAAUUUCUAUGAGGUGCUCCUGUAUACAAAGAAUAAAACACCAAUAUGGCUUUACAUGCAGAUAGCCCCAAUCAGAAAUGAAAAUGACAAGGUGGUGCUUUUCCUCUGCACCUUCAGAGACAUCACCCUGUUCAAACAGCCAAUUGACGAUGAGUCCACAAGAGGGUGGACAAAGUUUGCCAGGCUCACACGAGCACUGGCCAACAAUCGAAACCUGGUGCAGCAGUUAACACCACUCAAUAAGUCGGAGGUCAGCCACAAGCCCUCCAGACUGGCUGAGGCUCUCCAGCUGGGAUCAGACAUUCUCCCUCAGUACAAGCAGGAAGCCCCCAAGACCCCUCCACACAUCAUCCUCCACUACUGCACUUUCAAGACCACUUGGGACUGGAUCAUCCUCAUCCUCACCUUCUACACUGCCAUCAUGGUACCCUAUAAUGUUUCCUUCAGGACCAAGCAGAACAACUUGGCCUGGCUGGUUGUGGACAGUGUUGUCGAUGUCAUCUUUUUGAUUGACAUUGUGCUCAACUUCCACACCACCUUUGUGGGUCCAGCUGGAGAGGUGAUUUCAGAUGCCAAGCUCAUAAGAAUGAAUUACCUAAAGACGUGGUUUGUCAUCGACCUGCUGUCCUGCCUGCCCUAUGAUAUCAUCAACGCCUUUGAAAACGGUGAUGAUGAUAUCCUCACACAUGCCUCUUCCACGGGUCAUCUUCGUGAGUCACAUUUCCACAGAAAUAGCACACGGACUGAAGACUCCGUUCUACCAGGUCUCAGCAGCCUCUUCAGUUCCCUUAAAGUCAUCCGCCUACUCCGUCUGGGCCGCGUAGCCCGAAAACUGGACCACUACCUGGAGUAUGGAGCUGCGGUCCUGGUCCUGCUGGUGUGUGUCUUCGGCCUGGUGGCUCACUGGCUUGCCUGCAUUUGGUACAGCAUUGGGGACCACGAGGUCAUCGAUGAGACCACCAACACCAUUAAGACAGACAGCUGGCUCUACCAGUUGGCACUGAGUAUUGGAACUCCUUACCGCUACAACACUAGCGGUAAUGGCCGAUGGGAAGGAGGUCCUAACAAAGACACGCUGUACAUUUCUUCUCUCUACUUCACCAUGACUAGCCUGACCACCAUUGGAUUUGGUAACAUUGCUCCAACAACAGAUGGCGAGAAGAUUUUCUCCGUGGCUAUGAUGAUGGUGGGCUCGCUGCUAUAUGCCACAAUCUUUGGAAACGUCACCACCAUCUUUCAGCAGAUGUACACCAACACAAAUCGCUACCACGAGAUGCUCAACAAUGUGCGUGACUUCCUUAAGCUUUACCAGGUUCCCAAAGGUCUGAGCGAGAGGGUCAUGGACUUCAUCGUCUCCACCUGGGCCAUGUCGAAGGGCAUUGACACAGACAAGGUUCUCUCCAUCUGUCCUAAAGACAUGCGUGCAGACAUCUGCGUCCACCUCAACAGACAGGUGUUCAAUGACCAUCCAGCUUUUCGCCUGGCAAGUGACGGCUGUUUGCGCUCUCUCGCCGUGGAGUUUCAGACCACACACUGCGCACCUGGAGACCUCAUCUUCCACAUCGGGGAGAGCGUUGAUACGCUCUGUUUUGUAGUCUCGGGUUCACUCGAAGUCAUCCAAGAUGACGAGGUCAUCGCAAUACUAGGUAAAGGUGACGUGUUUGGAGAUGCAUUCUGGAAAGAGACCACGUUGGCUCGAGCCUGUGCGAAUGUGCGCGCUCUGACGUACUGCGAUCUGCACGUCAUCCGGAGAGAGGCUCUGAUGCGGGUGCUGGAGUUUUACACCGCAUUCGCCAACUCUUUCUCCCGCAACCUCAUCCUCACCUGUAACCUGCGAAAACGGGUCAUCUUCAGGAAGAUUGCCGAUGUGAAGAGGGAGCAGGAGCAUCAGAGUGACGUGACUCUGUCCAUUCCCGAAGACCACCCGGUUCGCAAGCUGUUCCAGAAGUUCAGACAGCACAGAGACGCUCAAACAGGAGAGUCCAACACUUACUUAGAUCACAACUGCGUGCAGGUGGAGAUGCAGCAGCACCCCCAGCAUCACACUGACUCAAACUCUUACACUCAGCCCAGUCACUCAGUAUCUCCUCAGCAGCGGCAGGACAACACCUCAGCAGGAGGGGGGAACAAUUGCAACAUGCCCGAAAAGUCAGAGCAAAGGAGCACAAUGGAGGCGGUGGGGUCUGUAUCAAAGCCUUGUCCAGAGAGCCGGUUUGGUCAGAGCAGUGGUGCAGGUGGAGAGGGUAACGCAGGGAGCGGCAGAGGUGUGAGAGGCUGGGCAAAGUUUAGAAACGCCACAUCUGCUGAGCCAGCACGUCCUCCUGUCGGGCAGGAGAAGCAGACGCAGAAAGCAGACGAGUGGCCGAAAGGAUCGCAGUCCUCAGAACAGAUUGCAGCCCCCAAAAAGAACCACGAAUCAGGGGGAGGUGGAGAGGGCAGCAACAGCGCAGGUGAGGAAACAAGCGCCCUGCACAAAACCGACUCCUGCGACAGUGGUAUCACAAAGAGCGAUCCACGCAUCGACCGAGCAGGAGAUUCAAGAAGCUCCUUCGAGCGAAGCCCGAUGGAAAGGAGCCCCAUGGAGAGAAAUCCAUUCGAGCACAGCCUCGGGGUUUACGCUGAGGUCUCCCUCAGACACUCAUUCGUGCAGCCGCUGUCUGAACAAGCGCUACUUCAAGCGACGCUCCACGCGGCCAAGCUGGAGCUGAAAGCAGACAUUCAGAUACUGAGCGGGCGACUGUCGCUGCUCGAGGCUCAGGUGAGCGAGAUCCUCAGGCUGCUGUCGGUAAAAAGAAGACUCUCACUGCCGCCAGCGUCCUCUCCAAAAGCAAGACGGAAAAGUCAAGACUCGGUCACCACCUCCAGGCCGGCUUCACCCAAAACAGACGACGAGGAUCUUUAAAUUUUGUCACUUAAUAAAAAAAUAAAGGAUUAGAUAAGCAUUGUGCAUGUCCUGCUGGACUACAAGUUUUAAUACUUGAUUGCAUGCAGAAAUGUUACCUUAGCACCACAAGAAUCCAGGGAUUUAUCUUAUACUGUAGCUUUUAACUUAUGAGACACUUGUGUGUGAGAGGAAGCAGGGACAAGUAAUGAACAAAAAGCACAAAAAGGAAAUGAUGCUUGAUGAGGUGCUUGGCGAAACAUGCAAGUCUGAUGAAAAUAAGAUGGAGUGGUCCUUUACGUUUCUGGAAGUCAGUUUACUGUUUUGAUGGGUUUUUUUGUUUUUUGGUAGAAAACCUUGAAGUUCACAUUUCUAUUUUGUGGACAAGCUGAAGCUCAGUGAGCAUUUCCACAUGCACAGUGUAUUAUAGAUACACAGCUUUAUCUUAUUUAGGAGGGAAAUCCAGAGUUUUUGUUGCUCAUCCUCAGUGGAGCGACUACCUUCAGAGUUAAUUAUCAGGUAAUUAAAUGUGCCUUACAAUUCCAAAGCCUCACUGCGAGCUGUUUUGAUGAAAUCUAAUGUUAUAUAUACAUAUACAUCUAUAUGCAUUGUCUUAUUUAAAAACUCAUUUCCCGUGCAUGUAAAAAUAAAGGACAGCAAUGCAAUAAUGCCACUUUUACAUUUUUGUUAAAGGUUUCUUUUCUUUCAGGAUGCGAACACAUCAUCAGGUUAUUGCAGCAGACUCAUUGUGUAUUUUUCUUCAUGUAGCUUUGCAUCUUGCUCAGGUAUCUUUGUUCUCAGACUGAAUUUGAACUAUUUCUAUUUAUUAGCCAUUUUGUAAGAUAAAUGGUACUGCAUAUCCUGUUUUAAUCAUUUAAAUGAUGGUUCACUAUGCAUAUCUAAAGGGAAAGUGCACUAAACUCAGUUUGUUCAUAUUUUUUGGUGGUUUAUGAAACCACUGGGGAAAUUCUGUGUGAACUGUAAGGGUCCAAGCAUGUGACUGUUAAGUAUGUCUGUUCUAUGUUACGUUCAGAGACAACCUUGCAUGCAUCCGAGGGAGCCUGUCAACUGUGAAAUGAGUAAUGAAAAGUAAUGCCUGCUCACCAUCUGUUGUU
This is a messenger RNA of Oreochromis niloticus (Nile tilapia), 5801 nucleotides long. Its product is annotated as potassium voltage-gated channel subfamily H member 5. Lineage: Eukaryota; Metazoa; Chordata; Actinopteri; Cichliformes; Cichlidae. Gene Ontology annotation, biological process: potassium ion transmembrane transport; regulation of membrane potential. The record is from RefSeq and is a predicted model, not a curated record. Gene Ontology annotation, molecular function: voltage-gated potassium channel activity. Bases 1537 to 4707 code for a protein of 1056 amino acids. Gene Ontology annotation, cellular component: plasma membrane; voltage-gated potassium channel complex. The transcript has 12 exons.